GCUCCUUGCAGUGAUACAAGAAAGCGCUUUCACGUCAGGAAUAAGGGCACAAACAUAGUAAGGAGUUCUUCGUGUGGACAUGUACACAGAUUACCACGUGGGUUUUCGUUAGGUGAAAUGAACCUCGGAUGACAACAUGGCAUCCCCAGGGAAGAAACCAACAACGAAUUCCGAAGAAAGUGUUAAACGUAAACCAACAAAACAGAAAAAAUGUAUUUACUGAAGUCGAAUUUAAGUUCCAACUGCGCGAUGCAAACACAGCAUUUGCAGCUCUGGAAAAAUUCCUGGAAGCCGCAGAGAAGUACCCAGAUCAAGCGAGGUAUGACAUUGUGGGCAAGUACGUAGAGACAUCCGAGGAAUGUGGAGAAAUCUUCAAGUUGUUUGAAGAGUCAAUAAGGAAACCAGGCGAGAUACUCACACUCUUCAGUGUGUUGGAGUGUGUCUUCAUUCGAUUGGCUGAUGCCAGUGAGAAGCUCCAGCUGAUUGGUGAGAACAUCAUACAGCGGAUCCUGGCAUCCCACAUGCGAGUUAUCUACUUCAGUCUCAGCCUCAACAACAAGAAUCAGCUGAUCAAGAAGACAUUACGUCUGCUCACACGUAUGGUUGCGUUCUCCCCACUGUCGGCCCGAGCUGUACAAACACAGUUUGACUUCACCCAUGUCAACAUACAACCGCUGUGUCAACGGCGGGACAUCAAGGUAUGA
This is a messenger RNA of Haliotis rubra (blacklip abalone), 704 nucleotides long. Its product is annotated as nucleolar pre-ribosomal-associated protein 1-like. Gene Ontology annotation, biological process: maturation of LSU-rRNA from tricistronic rRNA transcript (SSU-rRNA, 5.8S rRNA, LSU-rRNA); maturation of 5.8S rRNA from tricistronic rRNA transcript (SSU-rRNA, 5.8S rRNA, LSU-rRNA). The coding region runs from base 129 to 704 and encodes 191 amino acids. The transcript has 3 exons. The record is from RefSeq and is a predicted model, not a curated record. Gene Ontology annotation, cellular component: nucleolus. Lineage: Eukaryota; Metazoa; Mollusca; Gastropoda; Lepetellida; Haliotidae.